GGAUUACAGCAUUGGACCUUCACUUACUCUCGACAUCAGACCGCUCGAGAAUUAAAGACGCAGACAUGUUUGUCAGUAUUAUGUGUGCGGCGUUAAUGAUGCUGGUUUCGGCAGAGGAAGACAUACCUUACAUUAAGAGUCGCUUCAGCUACGAAUAUAGUGUGAUAAGCAAACUCGUUGAGCUGGAAAACGAUAAAAAAGAACUUGGUGAAAGGAUAAAUGUCUUGACGAGCGAACUGAAUGACAGCAGACACGACUUCUCUCUUUUGAACGCAAGUCUACAAGCCAUUAUACAAAGAGGACGUAUGUCAUCCGGGAGCACCUAUGUCCGAUGGGGAAAGAGCGACUGUCCGUCAGAUACCGGUUCGCGCGCCAUAUACAAAGGGUAUGUGGCUAGCGGCGAUCAUACGCAUGCAGGUGGAAGCGGUGAAUUUAUUUGCCUUCCCGAAGAUCCGAUACACGGCGACGAUAUAACUGGUGGUUAUAGAAGUUUGAUUGUCGGAACCGAAUAUGAGACAGGCGGCACGAGCAAAUGGGCGGAUGUAGUGGAUCACGACGUACCUUGCGUGACCUGCUACACGCCGAGUUCAAAUGUCCUGAUGGUUCCCGGCAGAAAUCAAUGCUAUGAAGGAUGGAACCUUGAGUAUUCAGGGUACCUGAUGUCUAGCUAUUAUAACCAUGCAUCACCAAAAAACUAUUUAUGUGUGAAUGAUUACCCGGAAAACCUUGACAGUGGCUAUGGCAGCGAGAAUGGGGCGUUACUGUACUUUGUUGCAGCACGAUGCGGGUCACUUCCAUGUGAUCCGUAUAUUGACAAUGGCGAGCUCACAUGCGCUGUCUGCACGCUGCCACCAUAUUGAGAUGUCCGAAACACUCGCAACACGCCUAAGCAAUUAACACAUAACAAACAGAUCCUAAUUAAAUAGCUACAGGAAAGGAAGCGUUAAACUAUCCCAAAUAUUUCUUUGCGUUCUUAAGGCCACACCAAAUUAAUGUUUAGUUCCUCGGAUUUUUGCCCAAAAAAAUUGGAGCGAGCGAGCGAAAAAAAAAAGUUUGUCAGUUUUCAUAAAAACCGAAGCGAGCGAAGAGUGAAAAAUAUAUUUUUCCUUAUAUUCAAUAUAAAUAAGAAAGAUUGUUCAAAAUAAUUGCCCUUAAACCCAUUUUAAUACCAUCUUCAACUGAACCUCUAAUGGACAUUGGGAAAAUGUCGGAAUACAUACUAUUUAUUCAUCCGUGUUUAGUACAAACAUUAUAUUGAUAAAUCUAAUGUCUUAUAUAAUUAAAACGUACUUUAAUAUGAUGAUCAUUCAUAAUAAUAAAUAACCCUGCUUUUAGUAGAAAGUUUGAAACGACUUAUCUAAAUCUACCUGAAUCAGUUUAACAUCAUAUGCAACUGUAUUUAGACAUAACUUAGGAUUGAUUUGGGAUUUGUAAAAAAUGAUCACUACUUACAUAGGCAUCAUCAAACAUCAGACUCCAUAUAACAUAGACUAAAUUUUGUUUUUAUUAUCACAGGAAAUGCAAUGACAUGUGCUUAUUAAAACAAAAAGAACAAGGG
Mya arenaria is the source of this 1558-nucleotide messenger RNA. RefSeq lists its product as uncharacterized. The coding region runs from base 66 to 860 and encodes 264 amino acids. The record is from RefSeq and is a predicted model, not a curated record. Lineage: Eukaryota; Metazoa; Mollusca; Bivalvia; Myida; Myidae. The transcript is spliced from 2 exons.